AUGCUGUCGUUCUAAAUGUCCAUUGUACCUUUUCAGAAUGAGCUUCCGGAACCUGAACAGGACAACGGCGGCACCACAGAAUCUGUCAAAGAGCAAGAGAUGAAGUGGACCGACCUGGCUUUACAGUACCUCCACGAGAACGUGCCCCCCAUGGGAAACUGAAGCCUGGCCCCUGCUCCUGGGCGGGUGGUUUUAAAUACACAGAUACAGAUUGUUUUCCUUCAGUCUCCUAAUUCACAUCUUUUAGUGGUAGAUCAACACUCAAAAAUGUACAUCCACUUACUUAGUGGCAGCAAAGUGGGAUGUGAAAAUUCUCACCAGGGUGAGGAAGCUGACUGAGAGUCUCAGAAAUGCAGGGUGUUUGGCCCUUUGAACCUAAAGUUCUUUAUUUACUAGUUUGUGUUUGAACGUGAGUCAUUAAACAUUUGCCUUUAACUCUG
Molecule: messenger RNA, 440 nt
Organism: Vicugna pacos (alpaca)
Lineage: Eukaryota; Metazoa; Chordata; Mammalia; Artiodactyla; Camelidae
Source: RefSeq, a predicted model, not a curated record